This is a messenger RNA of Gallus gallus (chicken), 8548 nucleotides long. It is a transcript of the gene RALGAPB, whose product is annotated as Ral GTPase activating protein non-catalytic beta subunit. NCBI's taxonomy places the organism in Eukaryota, Metazoa, Chordata, Aves, Galliformes, Phasianidae. The record is from RefSeq and is a predicted model, not a curated record. The transcript is spliced from 31 exons. Gene Ontology annotation, molecular function: GTPase activator activity. The coding region runs from base 284 to 4807 and encodes 1507 amino acids. Gene Ontology annotation, biological process: activation of GTPase activity; regulation of small GTPase mediated signal transduction.
GCUGCCCGCCCGGCUCCCGCCCUCCCGUGUCCGGGCCCGCUGCGCGGGGCGUUGGGGCCGCCCUCAGUGCCGGCGCUGCGCGGUGGGCGCCGGGCGGCAGCUGGGACCGGGGCGACUGGAGCGGGCCGCGGAGGGCCCCGGCCCUGGGCCCGUCCUGCCCUGCCCGGUGUGUCCUGCGCGGGGCGGGGGCUGCGGUUCGGGAGCCGCGCGGGGCGGGGGGAAGUUCUGUUCGGCGGUGCCCGCAGAGCGGCAGGUGUUACUUGGUUUGUAGCAUAGAGGCACUAUGUACUCAGAGUGGAGAUCCUUGCAUCUUGUCAUUCAAAAUGAUCAGGGUAAUACCAGUGUACUUCACAGCUAUCCUGAAAGUGUGGGAAGAGAAGUGGCAAAUGCAGUGGUGCGUCCUCUUGGGCAAGCUCUAAUCACGUCGUCGGUUGGAAGUGAGAGUUUGCUGAAAACAGACAAAGAAGUAAAAUGGACAAUGGAGGUGGUUUGUUAUGGACUGACCCUCCCUCUGGAUGGCGAUACCGUGAAAUACUGUGUCGAUGUAUAUACAGACUGGAUUAUGGCUCUUGUGUUACCUAAGGACUCAAUUCCUUUACCAGUUAUUAAGGAACCAAACCUUUACGUUCAAAGCAUUCUCAAACAUCUCCAAAAUCUCUUUGUACCAAGGCCAGACCCAGGAUCCAGUCAGAUUAGACUGUGCUUGCAAGUUUUGAAAGCAGUCCAGAAACUGGCUCGUGAAUCAACAAUUAUGGCAAGAGAAACCUGGGAGGUUUUGUUGUUAUUUCUUCUUCAGAUUAAUGAUACUCUUCUAGCGGCUCCAACUGUGCAAGGUGGCAUUGCUGAAAAUCUGGCUGAGAAGUUAAUCGGCGUGCUGUUUGAGGUGUGGUUACUGGCCUGUACACGGUGCUUUCCAACACCGCCCUACUGGAAAACUGCCAAAGAGAUGGUGGCCAACUGGCGGCAUCACCCUGCAGUAGUGGAGCAGUGGAGCAAGGUCAUCUGUGCUCUUACCUCCAGAUUGCUGCGUUUUACAUAUGGACCUUCAUUUCCUCCAUUUAAAAUUCCUGAAGAAGAUGCUGGUCUGAUUCCUCCUGAAAUGGACAAUGAGUGCAUCGCACAAACUUGGUUUCGCUUUUUACACAUGCUGAGUAAUCCUGUGGAUUUGAGUAACCCAGCCAUUAUUAGUUCUACCCCCAAAUUUCAGGAGCAGUUUCUGAACGUGAGUGGGAUGACUCAAGAGCUGAAUCAAUACCCCUGCCUUAAGCAUCUGCCUCAAAUAUUCUUCCGUGCCAUGCGUGGGAUCAGCUGUUUAGUGGAUGCUUUCCUGGGCAUUUCACGACCCCGGUCAGACAGUGCACCGCCCACGCCAGUAAAUAGGCUGAGCAUGCCCCAGAACACUGCUAUCAACACGACUCCACCCCAUAACCGAAGGCAUCGGGCAGUGACUGUGAAUAAAGCAACAAUGAAAACCAGCACUGUAACCACUGCACAUGCUUCCAAAGUGCAGCACCAACCAUCCUCUACUUCUCCACUCUCUAGCCCAAACCAGACAAGUUCUGAGCCACGGCCACUGCCAGCUCCUCGCAGGCCAAAGGUUAACAGCAUCUUGAACCUCUUUGGAUCAUGGUUAUUUGAUGCGGCGUUUGUUCACUGUAAACUUCAUAAUGGAAUAAACAGAGACAGCAGCAUGACUGCAUCUUUUAUCCAAAUUCUUCUUUCUUAUAAAUCUUCUAUAGCAACUCAAGCUAGUGUGGAGUUUCGCCGGAAGGGAUCCCAAAUGUCCACAGAUACAAUGGCUUCCAAUCCUUUGUUUGAUGCCAGUGAAUUCCCAGACAACUAUGAAGCAGGAAGGGCAGAGGCAUGCGGGACACUGUGUAGGAUAUUUUGUAGCAAGAAGACUGGGGAGGAAAUAUUACCAGCUUACUUAUCCCGAUUUUACAUGCUUUUAAUUCAGGGUUUGCAGAUAGCAGAUUUUGUUUGCCACCCCGUUCUUGCCAGUGUUAUUCUGAACUCCCCUCCUUUGUUCUGCUGUGACCUGAAAGGAAUUGAUGUCGUGGUUCCAUAUUUCAUUUCGGCUCUUGAAACUAUUUUGCCUGACAGAGAACUCUCAAAGUUUAAAAUCUAUGUAAACCCCACAGAGCUAAGAAGAGCUUCGAUUAACAUCUUGCUGUCUUUGUUGCCUCUUCCUCAUCAUUUUGGAACCGUAAAAUCAGAGGUUGUCCUGGAAGGGAAAUUCAGCAAUGAUGACAGCUCAACAUAUGAUAAACCAGUAACCUUCCUUUCCUUGAAGCUGAGGCUUGUGAAUAUACUUAUAGGAGCUUUGCAAACUGAAACAGAUCCCAACAACACUCAGAUGAUACUAGGUGCAAUGUUGAAUAUUGUUCAAGACUCAGCACUGUUAGAAGCCAUUGGCUGCCAAAUGGAAACGAAUGGUGGCGAAAAUAACCUCUUCAAAAGCCACAGUCGUACUAACAGUGGCAUUAGUACUGCAAGUGGGGGCAGUACGGAGCCUACAACACCAGAUAGUGAACGACCAGCACAAGCCCUUCUAAGGGAUUAUGCUCUUAAUACAGAUACGGCUGCAGGACUUCUGAUACGCAGCAUUCAUCUGGUGACCCAAAGGCUCAACUCGCAGUGGAGGCAGGACAUGAGCAUCUCACUGGCUGCGUUGGAACUUCUCUCUGGAUUGGCAAAGGUGAAAGUGCUUGUUGAUUCCUCUGAUCAAAAGAGAGCUAUUAGUUCUGUAUGCAGCUACAUAGUGUUCCAGUGCAGCCGGCCAGCCCCGCUCCACUCCCGUGACCUUCACUCUGUGAUAGUUGCAGCUUUCCAGUGCCUCUGUGUCUGGCUCACCGAGCAUCCUGACAUGCUGGAUGAGAAGGAUUGUCUAAAAGAAGUACUGGAGAUUGUGGAGCUGGGUAUUUCAGGAAGUAAAUCCAAGAGCAGUGAGCAAGAGGUGAAGUACAAAGGAGAUAAGGAGCCAAACCCUGCAUCCAUGAGAGUGAAGGAUGCUGCUGAAGCUACAUUAACAUGUAUUAUGCAGUUACUUGGAGCAUUCCCUUCUCCCAGCGGCCCUGCUUCCCCUUGCAGCUUAGUGAAUGAAACCACAUUGAUUAAAUAUUCUCGCCUACCCACCAUAAACAAGCAUAGUUUCCGUUACUUUGUUUUGGAUAACAGUGUCAUCCUCGCAAUGUUGGAGCAGCCUCUAGGGAAUGAACAAAAUGACUCUUUCCCCUCUGUCACCGUUUUGAUCCGUGGGACAUCUGGAAGAUUUGCCUGGGCCCAGCAACUCUGUCUUUUACCAAGAGGAGCUAAAGCAAAUCAAAAGACUUUUGUACCAGAACCUCGACCAGCUCCUAAAAAUGAUGUUGGAUUGAAGUACAGUGUGAAGCACCGGCCUUUUCCUGAAGAAGUGGACAAGAUUCCAUUUGUGAAAGCAGACUUGAGCAUUCCUGAUUUACAUGAAAUUGUGAAUGAGGAGCUUGAAGAGCGACAUGAGAAGCUGAGGAAUGGCAUGGCCCAGCAGAUUAUUUUUGAGACUUCCAUAGAUCAGAGAAGCGAGGAGGAGUGGCGUAAGAAGAGCUUUCCUGAUCCAAUCACAGAGUGUAAGCCCCCGCCGCCAGCACAGGAGUUCCAGACAGCACGCCUGUUCCUCUCCCACUUUGGGUUUCUGUCGCUAGAGGCGUUGAAGGAGCCUGCUAACAGUCGUCUACCUCCUCACCUGAUUGCACUUGACUCUACCCUGCCUGGGUUUUUUGAUGACCUCGGGUACUUGGAUUUAUUGCCUUGCCGUCCUUUUGAUACUGUUUUCAUUUUCUACAUGAAGGCGGGCCAGAAGACAAGCCAGGAGAUCCUGAAGAACAUGGAGUCUUCCAGAAUUGUUCAGCCGCACUUCCUGGAGUUCUUGCUGUCUCUGGGCUGGUCUGUCGAUGUGGGGAAGCAUCCUGGGUGGACUGGGCACGUCUCCACGAGCUGGUCCAUCAACAGCUGCAGUGAUGAAGAGGGACCUGAACAAGAUGAUGUAAUAAUUUCAGAAGACGUUGGAGCAAGUAUCUUCAAUGGGCAGAAGAAGGUGCUGUACUAUGCUGAUGCCCUGACAGAAAUAGCUUUUGUUGUCCCAUCACCAGUGGAGUCCCUAACUGAUUCAUUGGAAAGCAAUGUCUCUGAUCAAGAAAGUGACUCUAACAUGGAUCUGCUGCCAGGAAUAUUAAAACAGCCAUCCUUGACACUUGAACUCUUCCCCAAUCAUACCGACAAUCUGAAUCCCUCUCAGCGGCUCAGCCCUACUUCCAGAUCCAAGAGGGUGCCUCAGGGCCGGACCAUUCCGCCAAUGGGACCUGAAACCAAAGUGUAUGUGGUCUGGGUUGAACGUUAUGAUGAUAUAGAAAACUUUCCCCUCCCCGAUCUGGUGUCUGAGACCAGCACUGGCGUAGAAACUACAGCCAACAGCAGCACUUCCCUAAGAUCUACCAUUCCUGAGAAAGAAGUUCCUGUGAUCUUCAUCCAUCCUUUAAACACUGGCUUAUUCAGGAUAAAACUACAAGGAGCAACUGGGAAAUUCAACAUGGUUAUCCCGUUGGUGGAUGGGAUGAUAGUCAGUAGGAGAGCUCUUGGUUUUUUAGUGAGGCAAACAGUAAUAAAUAUUUGUCGGAGAAAGAGGCUGGAAAGCGAUUCCUACAACCCGCCCCACGUCCGCCGGAAACAGAAAAUCGCAGACAUUGUCAAUAAGUACCGCAACAGGCAGCUGGAGCCCGAGUUUUAUACCUCGCUUUUCCAGGAGGUUGGGCUCAAGAACUGCAACCCGUAGGCCAUUUUCCUCCCCGGACAAUGAGAUCAGAGCUUGGUGGCUACAGUAAUGAACGCAGUUAAAUAACAACCAAUUUCCUCAGCCCUCCGGAAUUCAGGAAGCCGUAUUUUAGCACAAGUCAGCAGAUACCGUGUGGGAGGAAUGGGAAACGAAUCCAAAACGCUGCAGUUGGGAUACUGACUCAGUUCACCUACCCUCGGAAGAUUACUUAAUUCCAGUCUUCCUGGAUGCUCGCAGCAUAACCUCUUCACGCAGCCAUCUAUUUAUUCCAGGCUAAUUAAGAACUGUGUCUCGUUCUGCGAGAAGAAAACAAUCACAGCAGAACCAUCUCUGUGUUGAAGUACGAAGAACACAAGGCAAAGCAGCCUGCCUUCAGACAGCUCGCUGUGCCCACGCGCUGCAGGAGAGGAGUGGGAUCUCCUUCAGGAGGGAAUCUCUUUCUGAGCACCCGCUGUCCCCACAAGAACUGCAGGAGAAGCUUCUGACCCCCUUCAGUGUCCUGCAGGAGAUGCUUCACUGCUUGAGGCCGGUCUGUGCACCACAAGGAGGAAAGCUGCUUGGGAAUAUCAGGUCACCAAAUGCAUAACCAAGAUGCUGUGUUUUACAGUACCCCCCUGUGGGUCUGUGCACGGCGUUCUGCCAUCCUGGGAACAAACUCAGCACCCGGAGGGCCUGAUUUCAGACACACCGUCUUUCCAGAUAAGAGAUCUUGGUUCUAUACAAACAAGGUUAUGACUUUCAGGUCUGUUGCAAAAUGUCGCAUUUAAUUUUAGCAGCUCGGUUGUACUUUUUUUAUGCAGCUGAUUAUGUUGAAAUGUCUCUGUCGCUCAGUCCCCAUUUUCAUUAAAUGUGCAAACAUCUCUUGCUUUCCUUCUGCUGGGCUGAAAUCUGAGCUUCUGGGGCUGCCUCCUGCCUGACCUUUAGCGAAUACGCAGCUUUUGCAGCUUCUGCACUUUUCAGAAGCUCCUCUUACACAGACUAUGAAACAAUUGGAACAGAAAAGCGAAGAACUCUUCUUUUGUCCAUUAACUUGCCAUUCCAUGGAAAGUCCAUUUGGAGUUGUAACUCAGAAUUGUUUUGAGGCUGCUGUGCUUUCUCAGCAGCAGUGAUUCCCCUUCCCCUUGGUCAGAACUUUCCCCCUGAGCUGCUGCUGUCUCCCCUGGCCCAGCUCAGGCACAGGGCCGGGUUGCUGCCUCACCCCAGAGGAAGCGGAGCAGCGUGGAUUUGGUUCUCUGACCGCUGGCAGCUUCCGCCCAAGCUCUCUGCUUCCUCUGUGGCUGCACUCCGGGCUGCCGAGCUCAGAGCCGCCCCCAGGCUGUGCUGGGAAAAGAUGUUUACAACUGCACUUCAGUGCUGGGAAUAUGAAAGCUGCAGCGGGCGCUGCCGUUCUCGGGAGUGCUUUCAGGCCCCCGGCACAGUCCUGCCCUGUGUGGCAGUAAUGAAUCAUCGCUGAUGCUCCUGUGUAGGUGCAGCCUGCGAUGGCUCGCAGUGCACGUGUUCUUUUCCUUCCAGUAAGCAGGGAGUAGGGGAGCAUAAACGUAAGCAGGAAUGUGUGGAGCUCCUCAAGUUAUGACAAACUGUUUCUCAGAAGCUUUCUAAUGUGCAUUGCAAUAAUGCCUGUGAGUCUCUUAACUUUGAUAUUUCGGUUACUUUUUGCAACAGUUCUGACCUGAAACAGUCUUACACGUUUCAUUACAGCUUCCUUGCCAGGGAUGUGCCCCAAUCCCGUCUGCGUGUGGUCUUUCAGAGAGGUCACACACACCUCAAAACACACGUGCAGGUCUCAGCUGAGGGGAGCUGGGGGACAGGAGCGCGUGCGGCAGGGCAGGGCAGGCACAGUGACUCUCGGGAGGCUUUGAUCCAGAUGAAUCACAAAUGGAAAAAUGAAACCACGUCGUGAAAUCAGCGUAGCAGUGAGCAGAGCAGCCAUGCUUCUGUGCUGCCCUGGUUGUGCGGGGCAGCGCCGGGUCUGGUGGCACAGCUGAGGAGGAGCGUGGCCUCAUCUCUGCUCAGCUCUUGCCAGUAUGCAUUUAAUGCACAGACACUGAAUUUACCCACGUUGUGUAUGUACCUAUUGGAUCUAAAUAACAGCCAAACACACUUUCGUCCACUGACUUAAAAGGCAUGACCAAUGCAUGUGUAACAAAAAGAAACAUACGGAGCGACCGAACGUUUGCAUAUCUUCAGCAGCUUAAAACCCAUGUCCCACAGCUGGGAAUGUUACAUGCAAAACCACUGCUCUGUAGCCCAGUGAGCUGCAGAAGCUGCUGCUUCCAGGUGCACGGUGCAGUCAGGAGCAGAGCUGUGGCUGGGAGCCCUGGCUGUCUCCUGAGUCAGAGGGCCAAAGGAACUGCCUGAAAUAUUGCGUUUUAGUGCUUGGCUGAGGAGUAGCACUUGGGUCUGUUCCUUGUUCCAUCCAAAGCAUGAGUGUGGCACCCACCUGAGCAGUGCUCACAGGGAGAGCGGGGCGGCGGGUCAGAAAGCUUGAAAGAAGAUAAGUUUUGUGUGUCCAUCCGGGGUGAGCAGCCUUUAUAACUCCAUCUGAUGUGUAAGAUCACCGCUGAACACAUCACACAGUGACCUACCUGUAAGGUUGGGGUUUUGCAAUCUGCAGAGGUGAACCUUGAAGAAAUCUGAGUGCAGCAUAGCAGUGCUGUGGCUCCAGAAGCGUGCUGUGCUGACAGCCCUUGGUUUGGUGCAGGCUGCAGUGCCCAUGGCAGAGCUGUGCACGGAGCUCUGCGGGUGCUGUGAGGAGCAGCGCGGCAGCAAAGGCGGGCAGCAGAGCUGGCGGCUGCGGGUGGCCCAGGAUGGCUUCAGCUCUUCUCUCCCAUGGGCUGAGAGCAAAGCUGAGAUUUAUGUCAGUCGUGAUGCUUCUGUUAAGACCCUGAGCUGGGGCUCUGCACCACCAACUGCCCUAUUGAGUCGGCAGCUUCACAACUUGCAUGGCUGUUUUUUGUGUCCGUACCCCUCAGAGAGCGGAUGCCCACCGUGGGGCGGCGCAUCGCACCGAGCUGCAGCUCCAUCACGGGUGUGACACAACCAAACAGACUUCCCCUAUUCACACAGUAACGCCUUUCAGUUUGGGUUCGUGAUUCUGCUCUAAAUGAUGGCAUCCUCUUAAUGGUGCGGGGGUGGGGGGUGGGAAGGGGUAGCAGCCGCCUUGUUAAGUGCAGUGCUGAAAUUGCAGCAGUGUUGGUACCUUCACAAAGACUCAUUUAAAGAACCCAUCCUUUCUUAAAGGUACCUGAGAGAUGCAUGACACGCGUACAGCCAGCAGCAAAGGGGGGGGUGGUGUCGGGGGUCUGCGUGCCCACAUCGGGGCAGCUCUGCUGCAACAGAGCGUGGCUGUGAUCAGUGCUUGACUGAGCGAUGCCUUUGAAGGAAAGCAGACAUCUUCCACGUGGAUGUUAGCAGGAGCAGUUUGAGGUGAGAACGCCGGAUAUCAUGUGCUUCGAGUCACACACAGUUUUAUGGAGCUCUGUAUGUUGCCAAGACAUGAUCUUUUUGUUCCUACUGUAUUUUUCUGUAAAUAUCCCUGGCGCUGAGUUGUAAAGUAAAGGCAAAAUGUAAAUAUGAAGAUGUGAACUACGUUCCCUCGUCUCUAGUCCUUUAUCUCCUAUUUGUUUAGGGAAGGCACACAAAGGCUUGUUUGUAUUUAUGCCAAUUCUUUGUCCAGGAGAAACACAUCAAAUAUUGAAUGUAACACAAUUAGUCCAAUAAAUUUUAAAGAUUCUUAUCUAA